UUCGCCCUCUGAAGGGAUUUUAUACACCCACUCCACACUGGUGGAAAAUAAAUUGCUAAACAGGAGACUAGGGGCAAAGUCCUAUCACAGGGGAGACUGGUGUCUGCAGAGGCUGGUCAGAGAGAAAAGACCAGUGACUCAGCAGAAGCACCACUCAGAGCUGGUCUGCCAUGAGUGCCCUGGUCCGACUCCUGCAGCUGCUGGUGCUGCUCCUGACACUGCCCCUGCACCUGAUGGUUCUGCUGGGCUGCUGGCAGCCCCUAUGCAAAAGCUACUUCCCUUAUCUGAUGGUUGUGUUGACUGUCAAGAACAACCAGAAAAUGGAGAGCAAGAAACGGGAGCUCUUUAGCCAGAUAAAGGGGCUUAUGGGAGCCUCCGGGAAGGUGGCCCUGCUGGAGCUGGGCUGCGGCACCGGUGCCAACUUCCAGUUCUACCCACCUGGCUGCAGGAUCACUUGCCUGGACCCUAAUCCUCACUUUGAGAAGUUCCUGACAAAGAGCAUGGCUGAGAACAGGCACCUCCAAUAUGAGCGGUUUGUGGUGGCUCCCGGAGAGGACAUGAAGCAACUGGCCGAUGGAUCCAUGGAUGUGGUAGUCUGCACCCUGGUGCUGUGCUCUGUGCAGAACCCAAGGAGGGUCCUGCAGGAGGUCCAGAGAGUACUCAGGCCGGGAGGAGUGUUGUUUUUCUGGGAGCAUGUGGCAGAGCCACGCGGAAGCUGGGCCUUCAUGUGGCAGCAAGUCAUAGAGCCCACCUGGAAACACAUUACAGAUGGCUGCUGCCUCACCAGAGAGACCUGGAAAGAUCUUGAAGCCCAGUUCUCUGAAGUCCAAAUGGAACAACAGCCCCCUCCCUUCAAGUGGUUACCUGUUGGGCCCCACAUCAUGGGAAAGGCUGUGAAAUAACCUUGCCCAAACCCCCAAGGCAGUCAUUCACUUCCUUCUCUGCCUCCAGUGAGAACAAGCACCCACCAGCCAAGUCUGUCUUCUACUGAAGGGACCCAACAGAAGAAUGAGAGAAGCCAUUCUCCCCCCACCACUCCCCAGUCCCUCUCCCCUACCUCUGCCAGGGGUAAUCUCUAGCUUCAAUCCUGCCUUCUACAGUGAAAAAGGUUUUUUCCUACCACAACCAGAGGGAGCAAACAGUUAUGCCCUAUUGUAUCCUUAACUGCAAAUUUCUGGACUGGCCUGGCAACGUCUGCCCACCCACCCCCUAGAACGGCUCCCCACCCCUUUGCCUGUUGCCAUGGUAAUGUCCCCCUGCCCUCCUUCUGAGGCCACACCCAUGUGCCUCGACAAACUGGUCACAAAAUUCAUGAUACAUGCAUCCCUGCCAGGCCACCUAACCCUCCCUCCACCACCUUUAUCCUGAGCUGUAGGGGUGCCAGAGAGAAUCAGACUCCCUGGGGUUGAGGGAGCAGGACUCGGUAAAGAAGCCAGAGGUUUUGUUCUCAAAUAUUUUUUAAUAAAUAGACAAAACCACUAGACUGAUGCAGCAAACUAAAGUCAGAGGAGAUGGGAGACCAGGCAGGCAGGGAGGAGCCCCUGAGUCAGCGACACAACCUUCUCCCCGACCCUCUAGGCUAAGGCACUCCUUGGGUCCUGUUACAUGGAGUGAAUGGGAAAGGGAAGGAAUAGGAUCUCUUCUCCCCACCUUUGCACAGAGACACCCUGCCCUGCUCACUCUGCCCCACAGCCCCAUCCCUGAUUACCCAUUCUAGUCUCGCAGCAUUCUAAGGGCAAGUUGGGGGUGGUUCUCAUGGGUUGGGGGAGCUCUAUGCUCCUGAGGAAGCAGAUCCUGCCAAAUCUUGAUGCCAAACUAGCUAGCCACUCUACCCUCUUCACGCUGAGGGGCCAUCACUGGGGAAGGGGUGGAGGGGGCCCAUGGGCCAGGCUGGGACAAAGGAAGCUAGGCAGUGCCUGGCAUGGGGUGCCCAUCAGAGCCUGGCUCAGGGUGCCCAUCGGCAGCCAGGAUGGGGUGAGCAUCGGGGCCCUCCCGCCGGGGGCUGCCCCAGUUGUUCCUCAGGAUGGUUCCCGUCUUCUCCUCCUUGAACUGCUGUCGGUCUUCCCGCGGGAUCUUCACCGCGUGGUACUGGGGCACUGCGGCUUCAGGAUACUUCGCCCGCUUGAAGAAUCCCAUCUGUAAGGACACCAAGCCAGACAUCAGGAGCCUGCAGGGCUGAGGUCCCUGGAGCAGAUGCCCAGCACAGCACAUAUCCUUGCCCUCACCAUCCCUGGGACAGAAAGAACCAGCUGCAGCAGAAAAGACAGGCUAAACAGCAUCUAGUGCAGCGGGUAGCCCCAUCGGUGGCACUGAUAGUGCCACUGUUGGCUAUUAUACCCUCCACCAGAAAAGUAAAAUGGCAUUAAAGACCGAGAUACACAAAAUGGUGCCUGGGAAAGUUUCCCGGAAAACCCCCACCCAGAAAAAUCCCCCAGCUGCCACGUCAGCUGCCACGUCACCUUCCCGUGCAUGCGAUUUUCCCCACCUAUAAGAAAGUCCCAGCUCAGCUUAAACCCCACUCACUUGCCUCCCCUUCCUUCUUAGCCAAUAGGAACAGUCCAGCUCAGCCUAACUGGAUAUAAAAGGCCCACCCUGACUCUCCCUGCUGCUGCUCCCACUCUGGAGAGGGCAGCCCGCUUGUUCAUUUUGCCUGCCUAAUACACUUCGGUUGAGUCCUUGC
Messenger RNA from Cynocephalus volans (Philippine flying lemur), 2680 nucleotides. RefSeq names its product thiol methyltransferase 1B (gene TMT1B). The record is from RefSeq and is a predicted model, not a curated record. Lineage: Eukaryota; Metazoa; Chordata; Mammalia; Dermoptera; Cynocephalidae. Gene Ontology annotation, molecular function: S-adenosylmethionine-dependent methyltransferase activity. Bases 171 to 902 code for a protein of 243 amino acids. The transcript has 2 exons.